ACCCUGCUGUUGGUUCUGGUACCUGCUGAGCUCCAGACGACUGUGGACCCUGGUACCUGCUGAGCUCCAGACUGCUGUUGGAUCUGGUACCUGCUGAGCUCCAGGCGGCAGUGGCCUGUGGGCGUGCUGAACCAUGAAGAUCCCUGUGUGGUGCCUGGUGGUGCUGCUGCCAUGCCUGUUCAGCCCUGGGCGUUCGGACUGCCAGGGCCAGUGUGUGGCCUGUGGUCUGAUCCUGCAGCAGCAGCAGCUGCAGCAGACCUUCAACACCAUGGUGUGUUUGCUGGAGUGUGAGGGUCAUGUGACCUCGUCCCUCACAUGGGAGGUGUGCAAACGGGCGGUCCGACCUUCAUUCCUGUUCAAGAGAGACGGAGAGCAGGUGGACGUGACCUCAGAGGGGGAGGAGCUACUGCAGGAGGGGGAGGAGCUGCUACAGGAGGAGGAGGGGCCGUCUGAGCAGCUGGGAUCCUCUGAGGAGGGUCUGGGUCUGGGUCUGGGUCCUGGUCUGGAUCUGGGUCUGAGUCUGGAUGGGGACAGGAAGCCCAGGGACGACUGGAACGCAGAGACCGAAGAGGACGAGGACGGCGUCUCCGAGGACGGCGUCUCCGAGGCGGUGGCGUUGUCCAAGCGCUUCGGGGGCUUCCAGAGGGGGCGCCACGGCUACAGGAAGCUGAUGGGCGGCGCCCCGCCUGUCCGGGCCCUGCAGAAGCGCUACGGCGGCUUCAUAGGAGUGCGGAAAUCAGCGCGUAAAUGGAACAGUCAGAAACGGGUGAACCAGCUGCUGCGGCAGUACCUGGGCCUGAGGAGCAGCCGCAGCGGCGCCAGGUUCAACGGCGGCGGAGGCGGAGCCAGCGCCGGUAGGGCAUGGAGGCGGAACCAGCUGUAACAGCGACACCCUUUGUCCAUAUGUCCAUCCCACCGGUACCGCAGCCAAUCAGCUGCCAGUCCAGUUUGAACAGUUACAUGACCAUGUCCAUCUUAAGGACCUGCCCCCAGGACUGUAUGACUGUCAUGUCCUCCAUGUUUACACACAUCAUGUCCAAUAAAAGGAUUACAGACGAGCAGUGAACGCACUUCUGUGUGGUGGUAGAAGGAGGUGGAGCACAG
Molecule: messenger RNA, 1104 nt
Organism: Sphaeramia orbicularis (orbiculate cardinalfish)
Lineage: Eukaryota; Metazoa; Chordata; Actinopteri; Kurtiformes; Apogonidae
Product: proenkephalin-B-like
Exons: 2
Coding region: 134-883 (249 amino acids)
Biological process (GO): sensory perception; neuropeptide signaling pathway; chemical synaptic transmission
Cellular component (GO): axon terminus; dendrite; plasma membrane
Molecular function (GO): opioid receptor binding
Source: RefSeq, a predicted model, not a curated record